GCAAAAGCACUUCCGCUGUUCCUCCCUGCGCAGACGAAGAUUUCAGCGAGACAGACAGGAUGGCAGGUCGUCGUGUAGCCCUCAAGGCCAUUGACUGGGUGGCGUUUGCUGAGCGUGUCCCACCCAACCAGAGGGGCAUGUUUAACGCUCUGAAGACUCGAAGUGAUGCCAUCGCUGCCAAACUAACCUCCCUGCCAGAGACUCCUGCAACCAUUGACUGGAGCCUCUACAGGAGCACAGUGGCCAAAGCAGGCAUGGUUGAUGAGUUUGAGAAGAAGUUCAAAGCUCUGCAGAUCCCUGAGCCUGCUGAUACACAGACCAGUGCCAUCAACGCACAGGAGGCCGAGUCUAACAAAAGUGCAUCAGUCUACGUUGAGGCAUCAAAGGCCCGCAUCGCUCAGUAUGAGCAAGAGUUCGAAAAGUUUAAGAACAUGAUCCCCUUCGACCAGAUGACCAUUGAGGAUCUCAACAAUACCUUCCCUGAGACCAAGUUGGACAAGGUCAAAAAUCCCUACUGGCCCCACAAGCCCAUUGCUGAAUUGUAAUCCUAUUACCAGACGCUCACCUCACAAUAAAGAUUAUGUAUUUUAAACUGAA
Molecule: messenger RNA, 597 nt
Organism: Scomber scombrus (Atlantic mackerel)
Lineage: Eukaryota; Metazoa; Chordata; Actinopteri; Scombriformes; Scombridae
Product: ATP synthase subunit d, mitochondrial-like
Exons: 6
Coding region: 60-545 (161 amino acids)
Biological process (GO): proton motive force-driven ATP synthesis
Molecular function (GO): proton transmembrane transporter activity
Source: RefSeq, a predicted model, not a curated record